This is a messenger RNA of Scaptodrosophila lebanonensis, 1604 nucleotides long. It is a transcript of the gene S6k, whose product is annotated as ribosomal protein S6 kinase beta-2. Gene Ontology annotation, molecular function: protein serine/threonine kinase activity; ATP binding. The transcript has 10 exons. NCBI's taxonomy places the organism in Eukaryota, Metazoa, Arthropoda, Insecta, Diptera, Drosophilidae. The record is from RefSeq and is a predicted model, not a curated record. Gene Ontology annotation, biological process: signal transduction; protein phosphorylation. The coding region runs from base 1 to 1464 and encodes 487 amino acids.
AUGGCGGACGUGAGUGGCGAUCCAAGUGAAGUGUUCGAGAUCGAGCUCCACGAGGAUGACAAGGCGCACGAUUCCGACGAUGACAGGAUCGAAUUGGACGAUGUUGACCUAGAACCGGAAUUGAGCAUAAAUUUACACCCAGACAGCAGCGAGGGCCAGGAGACCAUACAGCUAUCCGAGGAGAAUGUCAAUCCCGGCAAAAUCAAAUUGGGACCCAAAGAUUUCGAGUUGAAGAAAGUGCUGGGAAAAGGUGGCUAUGGCAAAGUUUUUCAGGUGCGCAAGACGGCCGGACGUGAUGCCAACAAAUAUUUUGCCAUGAAGGUGCUCAAGAAGGCCUCGAUAGUGACAAAUCAAAAGGACACAGCACACACGCGUGCCGAGCGCAACAUACUCGAGGCGGUCAAGCAUCCCUUUAUUGUGGAGUUAGUCUAUGCGUUUCAAACAGACGGUAAACUAUACCUUAUACUAGAAUAUCUAAGCGGCGGCGAGCUCUUUAUGCAUUUAGAACGCGAGGGAAUCUUUCUAGAGGACACCACAUGCUUCUAUCUCAGCGAAAUAAUUCUGGCACUUGGCCAUCUACACAAACUUGGCAUCAUUUACCGCGAUCUGAAGCCGGAGAACAUUCUACUGGACGCGCAAGGACAUGUCAAGCUAACGGAUUUCGGUCUGUGCAAGGAGCACAUACAAGAGGGUAUUGUCACCCACACCUUCUGCGGCACAAUUGAGUACAUGGCACCCGAAAUUCUGACAAGAAGUGGCCACGGCAAAUCCGUCGAUUGGUGGUCGUUGGGUGCACUAAUGUUUGAUAUGUUGACGGGUGUGCCGCCCUUCACCGCCGAGAAUCGAAAGAAGACUAUCGAGACUAUUUUGAAAGCAAAACUUAAUCUGCCAGCCUACCUCACACCUGAAGCCAGAGACUUGGUGCGUCGUCUGAUGAAACGCCAGGAGCCACAGCGUCUGGGCAGUGGUCCUGAAGAUGCGGCGGCAGUGCAGAGACAUCCGUUCUUCAAGCACGUCAUUUGGGACGAUGUCCUUGCACGACGUUUAGAACCGCCCAUUAAACCGUUACUGCGAAGCGAGGAUGACGUCUCACAAUUCGACACAAGAUUUACAAGACAGAUUCCAGUUGAUUCACCGGACGAUACAACGCUCAGCGAAAGUGCCAAUUUAAUUUUUCAAGGUUUCACCUACGUUGCACCCUCAAUUCUGGAGGAUAUGCAUCGGGCCAAUCGCAUGCCAGCGCGCUCGCCACGUCGCACACCCCGCCAGCUUCCGGACAACAGUUUUCGGCUGCAGUUCCCGUCCGCCAAUGCCAAUGUGGGCCCGCAUGCGUCCAUGAGCGUGCAAAGGUCAACGAUGUUCGCACGUGCCACACCGCCCCAUCAUAUGCAGACGUUUGUGCCGCGCGCCUCCCCCGCGCAGGAGGAGAUGAUGGACGUGCAGCACGGCCUGCCGAUGGUCUAGUAUGCUGGACGCCACAAACAGCUAUAAAUGAGAGUUACUAUUAUGACGUAUGGAAAUUGAAAAGCUACAGAGAGAGAGAGAGAGAGAGGACAACAGCGUGUCUAACACGAACGUGCAUGUGGGAGGCCCAGAACCCGAAG